Molecule: messenger RNA, 2025 nt
Organism: Laccaria bicolor S238N-H82
Lineage: Eukaryota; Fungi; Basidiomycota; Agaricomycetes; Agaricales; Hydnangiaceae
Exons: 3
Coding region: 1-2025 (674 amino acids)
Source: RefSeq, a predicted model, not a curated record
AUGCAAAAUCCUGACCGCCGACCCCUUCCCAACGGUUGGAUUGAACACUAUGAUGCAUCGAGAAAUAACUGGUAUUAUGUCCAGAUAAACGCUACGCCUCCAAGGGCUUUUAAUCAACAUCCAGCAGAUCUGGAGCCAGACAGAUCCCAAGCAGGGCCUUCGGGAGGUUUUGUUGCCCCACCACCACCACCUCCUCCUCCUUUUUACUCGGGGAUGCCAACACCAUCGGGAAACGGUCAAGACCCUCUGCGCAGUGGAGGUUCCGGUCUUUCACUAGCCCAGCGCCUCUAUGCCAGCUCAAACAGCACAGAAACAACCCCACCAAUAAUCUCGGCUACUGCCAGAGACUUUGGACGUACACCCACUCCCCUAGCGCCUCCCAUUCAAACGUCCCCCUCGACGCCCUCGCCCUCCGUUUCGCCCUCAUCAGGCUUCAGGUCGUCUCCAACUUUUCAGACUAUCCCUAGGCCGGGCGAUCCAAGCCAAAUCCCCACUGUGCCUGCACCGAACGCCGCUGAUUUCUAUAACAAUAGACUUGGCUUCAGCAAUCCCGUGAACUCAAGGCCGGUGUACACUCCGGUUCCAGGGCAGUCGGGGCCGUCACAAUACGGAUCAACAGGUAGUGGGUUUCCCAGUCCAUAUCCAGCAAAUAACAGUCCAGAAGCGCCUGCAUUCCAAGCGCCUCAUCAUCACGGGGCGCAACCCUACCAAGUACCCCCGCCACCUUCUUUCCCGACAGAUAGUCAACCUGGUUCCACGAACAACGGGCUUACUACCCCAUACCCGGCGAACGUCAAUUCUGAAGCGCCUGCAUUCCAAAACCCUCAUCUUCACAGAGCACAAUCUUAUCAAGUACCUCCGCCCCCGACAAAUAUCCACAGAAGUGCUACAUAUCCUGCCAACAUAUCUGCGCGUUCAUCAUCCUCCGCAGGACCUCCGUCCACCCCAAAUCUAAACACAACAGCUCAACCUCCUUCACAAUCGUCCAAUGCCUCGGGGUCAAUACCACAUUUCCAAACGAUGCUCUCACCACCAUCUCUGCCUCAAUUGCCCUCACCGCCAUAUUCAGAAGAGGCUUUUAGCUCGUCAAUGGGUUACCCGCCUCCACCGCCAGGCGUGCAGUCGAUGUGGGAACCCCAAGGAAGAGGAGGAUGUCCAACAUCCCCUCCAAUCUCACCCGCAGAUGCUGCUCAGUCUGCUGCGCUGGCAGCCCAAGCGGCGGAGAGAGCCAAAAUCCUCAAGCAGGUGGGCAUAUCGGUCGGCAAGACCGCAGGCAAAGCAGCACUGAAAAUCGCAGGUAGCGCAGCCUUGAUGUCAGUGGGUAUCCCGCCUGGUUUGGCCAUAGGUGUCGGGAAAUCGAUCCUGAACAGCAAUGCCAUGGGCACACUCGUGAAUGCCUUCUCUGGUGCGAACGUGGGGGUCAACCAGUCUACUCUACAGGCUGUGCUUCAAGGGCAGCCUGGCGCAGACUACCAGGGGAUCAUCAACGCGUUGAAGCUACAGCAGCAGCAGCAGCAACAGGCGAGCCUGCUUCAGUUACAAGGACUCGGUUUGCAGCCUCAGGCGCCUCCCGUGGACUACCAGGCUCUUAUCAACGAGUUGACUAGGAUACAACUGCUCGCUGCCGCUCAACAACAAGCGCAGCAACAAGCUCCCUCACAGCAGCAGGCACUAGCUCAAUUGCAGGCCGUUGCUUUAUUACAGCAGCAGUCUGCUGCCCAGCAACAAGCUUCACAGCAACAGCAGCAGCAGCAGGCAUUGGCUCAAUUGCAGGUCGCUAUAUUACGGCAGCAGCAGCAGCAACAACAAGCAGCUCUGCAACAACAAAUUGCGGCACAAACUCAAUUUUUCGAGCAACAGCAGCAGCAGAGCGAGAACGAGGUUGCUUCCAUGUAUCAACAAGCGCAAGAUUUCGCGAACCAGCAGUCGAGCUUGCAGGAAGAGUUGCAUUACAAAACGCUCAGGCAGCAGCAAGAGCAGAUUGUGCUUGCCUCUGCUGCGAUCGCACAAUCUGUCAGCAUCUAA